Molecule: messenger RNA, 3883 nt
Organism: Cephus cinctus (wheat stem sawfly)
Lineage: Eukaryota; Metazoa; Arthropoda; Insecta; Hymenoptera; Cephidae
Product: zinc finger protein 678
Exons: 8
Coding region: 391-3195 (934 amino acids)
Biological process (GO): regulation of transcription by RNA polymerase II
Cellular component (GO): nucleus
Molecular function (GO): DNA-binding transcription factor activity, RNA polymerase II-specific; protein binding; zinc ion binding
Source: RefSeq, a predicted model, not a curated record
UUGAUAUUUUUCAACAAUCCCUUUAGUGAUUACAUUGGAACAGGUUCAUCAUAUUUUAUAUAGUGAUUACAUAAACGAUAAACAGUUGAAAUAAACCUACGUUCAUGCAUGCCCGCAUAGUCUGGCAGAUAACCUUAUGGAAAACUAAUUUUACUCGUACAACAAAUAUAUACAGGAAAUCGUGCAACUUAUUUAGGGAAGAUAACAUAACUUCUCUUGAGAUAAUAAUAAUAUAAUAAUGCAAUAUGUUGAAGUUAAUUCUACAAACACAAGAGGGGCAACAAGUAGAAGUGUCCAUACAUCCCGAGGACACAUUUGCAGAUUUAAAAAAGCAAUAUGAAGGUCCAGAAAAUUCUGUCUUACCAGAAUUUUUAAAGCAUCUCAUUACCAAUGGGGAUGAAGUUAGCGAAGACACCAAAAUACUUGAUCAUGUCACUAAUAGUAGUAGCAACACUUGAAUGGGCAAUGGAAGACUCUAUGGAAGACAUGGAUGAUUUAGAUUCAAUAGAUCCUGUACAAAAUAUCAUGGUCGAAGCUCAGAUAAAAGAAUGCUGUGCAAAUGAAUGCAUCAGUACUGAGUUAACGGCACCAGAUAAAACAUACUUUCCAUUACCUAGUGAUGAAACAAGGCUAUCAUCAUGGCUAAUAGGAAUUGCUAGACCUGACCUACUCAACCCUGCUACACAAUAUAAUUCUAGUUUACAUCAAAAGUACUUUGUGUGCAGUGAUCACUUUCAACAGCAUCAUUUCUUAAAGGGUACAAAUCAAGUUUUGAAACGUCGUGCUUGUCCAUCCAUAACUCCAGGAUGUAAUACUGAGGCAGUACUUAAUUCAUCCCUUCUGAAACCUCAACCAAUGUAUGUCAAGACAGAAGUUAAAGAUUGUAUAUUGUUGCCAACUGAGGAAAACGAAACACUUAAUGAUUCAGAAUCCAACAGCGACAUGGUACAAACUACUAAUGUUCUUAUAGAACCGGAACAUCCUGGCAUACUUUGUCGUUUGUGUGGUCAGACAACAGAAGAUCCCAUUUAUUUCUAUGCAGAGGAGGAUAAACAAACUGAAUAUAGUAUAGAGGAUAAAAUUAAUUUAUGUCUUCCCAUAACAGUAAAUGCCAAAGAUCCACUUCCAAAACAAUUAUGUCACCAGUGCCAUGAAAAACUGAAUACUUGUCACGACCUGGCUCUGACUUGCUUAGAAACCGAAGAUAUCUUAAAAAGUAUGUUACAAACGAAACAGUUUCAUGUAGAUGAGACAAAGCACUGUCCUCUAUGCAUACAAGGAGAAAUGCAAAUAAUUAAAAAAAGUGGGAUCUAUCGAAAGGAUAAGUUUGAGAAAAAUCCGAACAUCCUGAGUAUCCCUAAUACAAAAGUGCAACAAGCAGUGCCUUCACAAAAUUGUGUUAUAGAAGAAAACGAAGUUGAUGAUGUUACUGAAAAAAUGGAAAACGACGAGUCAGAAUCGUUAGUUGAACAUUUUGAAGACGAGGACAUUUCUGCGAGUCCUUUAUCAGUACCAGAUACAGAGUUUUCCUGUUCAAUUUGUAAUAAAACGAUAAAUUUCUACAAUGUCAUCUAUCACGCUGAUCAGCAUUCUGGUCACCAGUGUGUAAUUUGCAAAAAUGUUAAAUUCAAAACUGCAAAUGAGCUCCGGGUACAUUUUUUAAAACAUGGGCAUUCACGCUUUGAGUGUGAAUAUUGUGCCAUAUCUGAGGACGUAAUUGAAAUGGCAGUAGAACAUGUUAAAUCAUGUAAACCAGAAGCAUGGGAUAUUCAGUGCGAUCGCUGCGGUGAAAAAUUUACAGAAGAUGAGGAGACACAUACUUGCUGUGUCCCAGAGGACGAAGACUGGUUCGAAUGCGAGCAGUGUGAAAAAAAGUUCAGGCGAAAAUCAAAUUUGACAAUGCACAUAAAGUCUCACGAGAAAAAGGAAACAAUGAUGUACAAGUGUGUCUUUUGCAAUAAACAAUUUUCACGCAAAGGACGUUUGCAUACACAUCUCUCAAUUGUACAUCAGGAUAUCGACGCCAUUGUGAGAUUCAAGUGUUAUAAGUGUAAAAAAUGUAACGAGGCGUUCAGCAGCUCAGCCAAUGCAGAUGCUCAUAUAACGGAGAAACAUUUUAGUCAACUGAUACUUUCUGAUGUAAAUUAUAUAAACGAUCAGUUUACAGUAGAGGAAUUAAAUUUGACAAAAUUGUAUAUAUGCGAGUAUUGUGAGAGAUGUUUUACAAUACCGAUUUCGUUACACGAGCAUCGACAGAAUGAACACUCACAAAAUUCUGAUUAUCACUGCAAUGUGUGUAAUAAUUCCUACGAAUCACAUAAACAACUUCUAAGUCACAAAAGUCUUCAUAGCAAAAGUAAUGAAUUUGAAGAUCUGGGUAUCCGGCAGUAUUACGUAUGCAAAUAUUGUAACAAGACGUUUCUGCACUAUGCAUCCCUAAAUGCGCAUACAAUUCAACACAGACAGCCGACACCUUAUUUAUGCCGACCAUGUAACUUAAAAUUUGCUACGUAUAAAGAGAUGGAAACACAUCGUCAAGCAACGCAUCCUUAUCAAUCAAUUCUACAUGAGGGACCAAACGGCUCUUAUCAGUGUCACUAUUGCAAAAAGAAAUUUAGUCAUGAACUUGGAUUGAUCAAGCAUAUACGAAUGCACACUGGCGAACGUCCAUAUAAGUGUGCAGUGUGUGGCAAAGCAUUUUCACAAUCGUCAGGACUUUAUACUCAUCUUAAAGUUCAUUCAAAUUUGAGACCUUACACAUGUUCUCAAUGUCCACAGACAUUUAAGAUCAAGGGUGACAGAGAUAAUCAUGUGAAAAAGCAUUCUGGUAAUCGACCAUACAAGUGUGAUUUUUGCCAGAAGGCAUUCAUGACACAGCAUGUUUACAGUCAGCAUAGGAAGAUUCAUACGAAUGAAAGGCCAUAUAAAUGUGAUACAUGUGGUGAUGCUUUCAGAAGAUCACAUGUGUUAACUGUGCAUAUGAGACGGCAUACUGGAGAAAAGCCACAUGCUUGUGAUUUGUGUCCUAAAGCAUACAGACAGCGAGGUGAUUUGUUAAAACAUAAGAAGAUGCAACAUGGUACUAGCUCGAGUAGUGUUUUAAAUUCUAAUAUUACAAAUAACUCAAACAGUGCUUUAAAAAAAGCCAGUACAUUAUUGACUACUGAUGCGACUACCGUACUUUUACCGAUUUGACAACAUCAAAGAUAUCUAUUAAGAAUGAACAAUAUACACCAAUUUUCCCAAAAGCUAAUCGAUUCUCAGAACAUAAUACCAUACGAGUGUUUUAAAUAAAUCUGUUUUUAAACAGUGUUAUUGGCAUUGCAUACUACCCAUGUUUAUGUAUAAAGCAAUGUGAAAUAGAAGCAGACAGGAUAGGUCAUACCUUGUCUUACCUAUCAAUAAGAGUUACCAAAAAAUAAUAUAUUUAAGAAUCUUGAAACGCAGCUUUUACCUCGGCUUGGAUUAUCUGCUAAUUAGUCUAUAUCGACCUUUCACUGAUUCAUCAAAUUUAGUUUACAGCACUAAUUAACAUAACAUAACCCAUAACCCCAAAUGUUUUAAAUUAGUUAUUUUCGAUGAAUCUUUCAGUAAUUUAUUAGAUCUAUCUAUAAAUGUGAAAAAGCUUUGGAAAAACAAUAUCAAUGACAUAGGAAUCUUAUAAAUGUGACAUAUUAAUUUUACAAAUUUACCGACUAAUCUAAUGAAUGAUAAGUUUGUACUUACCGACCUCCAAACGUAACGUGAACGUUGUGAUCACCAGCCGUUAAUCUAGUAGAUUAGACUUUUUGGUGGUGUUGAUGGUAUUUCCGUUGCUCAAUGUAAAUAAACUAACUAGACAUGCCCGUUUAUCAGGUGUCGCACGAUCCUAAUAUGUAAAAUA